This is a messenger RNA of Actinia tenebrosa (Australian red waratah sea anemone), 1234 nucleotides long. RefSeq lists its product as uncharacterized. NCBI's taxonomy places the organism in Eukaryota, Metazoa, Cnidaria, Anthozoa, Actiniaria, Actiniidae. The record is from RefSeq and is a predicted model, not a curated record.
UUGAUUUGAUAGAAAACCUUCUCAAUUGAUUAAUAAAAUAUUUAAUUACCCCGUGGUACAAAUAAGAAACCCUGGUUGGUCGAUUAGCUCAUGAAAUAUUAAUGAGUAUGAGAUUGAAAUAUAUAUCGCGAUGAUCCGAAACGCUUUCCUCAUUAUAAAURAUCAAGCUCCAAUGUCUAAUAACAGGCAUUAUGAUAUCUUUCUUAUUUCUCCUACUCUCYUCAGGCUGUGACUGGUGUUCAGCUUCAAGUACGACAGAUUCGUUCAUCGUUAAACCUGACGAAGAAGUGUACAGUAAAAAAGGCAGUGAUGUCACAUUAGAGUGGUACUUCCACGUCGGAGCCUGGUCAAGCUCACUUGGAGUGUUUGAAUUUCUUUUUGGUGUUUGGGAUGAUCCUGGCUAUGUGAAAAACAAGAUCCUGGUUGUCCAAAAACGCAACGCUGUAUCUAAACGAAGAGGAUUUGAAAGCAAGGUGAAAUGGAGCGGGAAUAUUUACGACUGUGUGAAUUGUACAGCAAGAGUCAAAAUGUACAACUUGACGGAUGUGGACUUCAAGAGGUAUGGCGUAGAGGUGGAAGUAAGUUUGGACAGGAGCCACCUUACAAAUUGGCUGAGACUUGUAAAAUUUGAACCUGCAAAAAUCAUAAACUCAUCAUGGUCGCGCGAGCAAAGAAUUGUGGUCGCAGAAGGUAACGCAACGACUAUCGAAUGCAAAGCGACAGGCCGUCCAACGCCUUCUGUCAUCAUCAAGAAGAGGAAUCGUACACUGUGUCAUAAUAGUACAGGACACUGUGUGUACGAGAUUCGAGAAGCCAAGCCCGAAGAUGAGGGAGAACACUUGUGUUUAGUACAGCAAAGGAACUACAGGCCAAUCAGACGUUCCUUCAACCUGACGGUGGUAAAGGGAAGAAAUACGAUCAAUACAACACAAGAUGAAUUCCAUAAAACCAACAUAGUGGUGAUAGCACUACUCGGUGCUGUUGGUGUUGUGCUCGUAUUGGUGGUGAUAGUAUUUCUAUUCAAACGAGUUAAAUUUUGCAAAAGUAAUUCAGAGCAACAACAACAGCUACGUAAAAGCUGCGGAAAGAAUUUAUAAUUUCUCGAAAAGGAAGGAAGUCACAGUUUAAACCCUAUUGCACCACUACUAAAGCGACAGCACCACAAGAAAAUACACGCACAAAUGCAACUUAGGGAAUAAAAAAGGCCUUUCGAAUAGCAAAAAGACGGGCAAGA